CGCAACUACCUACUAGGUACUUCAAGUUGUGGUAGCACCAUCUUCCCAUCUUCACAGGAGGACUCAGACUCAACUUGAAUGUCUCCUUCUCCUUCAGUCUCCAGCCAAACGACCAUCUUGCCGCUGCCCGGCACUGGAACACUGAAAAGAAAUACCUACUUGCCGAUGAGAUGCUGUACUAGCACUCCGCUGCAGGCUACUCUCCGCUACUAGUAUCUCCGCAAUCCUUUCAUGUCCACCUACCUAUUAUUACGUAGGCAUUUUUUACUAUGGUGGACACAUGUUCCGUCCUAUCAUUCUAGCAACAUCCGCUGUUAACUGACGUUUGUGGCUGAGACGAGACUCUCGACAGCGAUACGCAUCGCUAGUCUUAUCAGUAGGGACAAUACUGUGCUCCUCCUAUUCUCUCUUCAAGCCAGCGUUGCUUCGUGCUGUCUUCUUUUGCCGCAGUCAAGGGCGAUAUGAUCCUCGUUACCGCUGAAUGCCGCUGACAAUAUAGUUUUGUUCUAUACCUCCUCGUGCACGAAGCACGUAUGGCUGAUGAUGUCGAGCGGCUUACUGGAAUCCUUCUUGGGCGCACUGCAAGCAACCUUGUCCAUAGUCCUGGUCAUCUUUUACGGCGUUCUAGCGACUCAGUUCCAGCUUCUAGACGCGCCUUCUUCCAAAAAGAUAUCUGCAGUCUGCAUCAAGCUUUUUUUGCCGGCCCUCCUCAUCACGAAGGUCGGGAGUGAGCUCCACGCUGACACGGCAACCCGGUAUAUCCCUGUUUUAAUUUGGGCCAUCUCCUACGCGCUGUUCUCAAUCGCCAUAGGUCUUUUGGCCGUCAGGUUCUUUAAACUUCCUUCUUAUAUUACCCCAGCAAUCGCGUUCAAUAAUACUACCAGCCUGCCACUUCUCCUUGUUGAGUCUCUGGAGUCUACUGGCAUACUUAACCGCCUUCUGCGAAACGGCGAGAACAUCGAAGAGGCUGUUAACCGAGCACAAGCCUACUUCUUGGUGUGUGCUAUAGUGGGUAAUUGCUUAACCUUUGCCGUUGGCCCACGCCUUAUCGAUGGGGAAUUUGCUCCGGAUACGGACGAUGAAUCGUACAAGGAGGAUGAGGUCCCGGUCCACGGGGAGGAGGGAGUCACCACUGAAGAACACCGCCGAGGAGAAGGUGGCCAUGUGGAGCGAGGCCGGCAAGGCUCGGACGACAUAACUCCCUUGUUACCCGGUCGGAUUCGUACGUUUGGAGACGAAAUUGAGGCAAGUGUGUUCCAUAUUGGAAGGGCGCACUGGAUCAAGCUGUCUCCUCGUACGCGCUAUUUCCUCACAUUUAUGUCCGACUUUAUCAAUGCACCCCUCAUAGGAGCCAUCGUGGGAGCGGUGAUUGGCCUGACCCCAGCCUUGCACAGGGCCUUCUUUAACAACACAGAGGAUGGAGGCUUCUUCAAAGCAUGGCUUACGACCUCUUUGAAGAACAUUGGAGAGCUAUUUGUCAGCUUGCAGGUUGUGGUGGUCGGAGUGUCCUUGUCAUCCUCGCUGCGUAAGAUGAAAAGAGGCGAGGACAGAGGCUUGCCGUGGAUGCCGACCGCUUUCAUUUUGUUGACUAGAUUUGUGCUGUGGCCGGUCCUUUCCAUCGCCAUCAUCUGGACUCUCGCUACAAAGGCCAAAGUGCUGCCUAAAGACCCCAUGCUUUACUUUGCCAUGAUGCUAAUGCCAACCGGACCACCGGCCAUGAAGUUGGUAGCCAUGGGAAAACUCAAUGGCGUCCGCGAGGAGGACGAAAUGAUUUUGUCGAAACUCCUGACAUUGUCCUAUGCAGUGUCGCCCAUCCUGGCAUUGACAGUGGUCGGAAGUCUUUAUGCUAGCGAAGCAGCAAUGGCACCCUGAAGACCGGUCAAGAGUCCACAGUCGGGCGACUGAGCCCUCCUUUGCAUCAUCACAAGUAGAUGCCAUAUAUACCCACAUCUGAAGGAAACAAGAGAUGACUCUGGAAUCAAGAACAGUAUAUAGGUCACAUGACUCGGGGGUGGACAGCAGUGAUCUAGCAAGGCUGGCCUGGUAAGGAGUGCUCCGCCUAACAGCGGACAUGCCGCCACACGCCAGCUUCUGAUCGUCGGCGAAGGGAGCAUCUAGACUCGCUUUGAGGUCCAGCAGCAAAUCUACAGCCACGAUAGAGCCUGGUCGCUGACGUCGACGAGCACAUCCAAGAUGACCAAGCAGGAGGUCUUCCAACAUCUAUCAUUAUUGUGCGGAAGGUUUCGAUUCAGCGGCCCAUUUUUGCAGGAAAUUAGAAGCCCCAUCUGCCCGAUCCGCAAGCGUCAACAACAUAAAACAAGGAAAUCGGGUGUGCGUUAUUGUUACAAUGGCAUUAUGCAAAAGCAAAAGGGGUUAUUCAAGAACAUUGUUAACAUCGCUGAACUGAAACUCGAAUAUGGCCGUCAGAAGCGCCUGGGUUUUAGGCCCUAGGUGAAGUCUUGGGUAGAGAGGUACGCCUGCAGAAGCGAGUGGCACGAUGCCAAAACGAUCGUUCGGGGCGAGGCCAUGGCGAGGCUAACGACGGAAGUCGGAAAUUGACAGCAAAUUGACAGCAGCCAGGUGCAGUGGUAGCUCGCCAUGCUGCGGCAACUGUGAACGAGUGAGCUGAAAAGGUCGACAGACUUCUGACAGAGGAGAUCAGGGGCAAUCUUUUGGUGUUGGAGUUGCAGAAUGCCUGCCGUAAGGAAGAUCUUGAAGAGAAGCAGUGCUUGAGGAGAAGUCGACGAUGCCUGGGCGGUUACUAUACUACAAGAGCGUCUACCACCAUCGGUCUCGGUGUUUAACCAUAAGGUCAGCAUGUCGCUCAUACUACGAGUGCGAGUACGCGGCACCCUACAGUAGGACCAGUAGUUGUAGUAAUAAUAGUGGAAUUGUGGA
Exophiala dermatitidis NIH/UT8656 is the source of this 2898-nucleotide messenger RNA. RefSeq lists its product as uncharacterized. The transcript is spliced from 3 exons. Gene Ontology annotation, biological process: transmembrane transport. NCBI's taxonomy places the organism in Eukaryota, Fungi, Ascomycota, Eurotiomycetes, Chaetothyriales, Herpotrichiellaceae. The coding region runs from base 541 to 1872 and encodes 443 amino acids. The record is from RefSeq and is a predicted model, not a curated record. Gene Ontology annotation, cellular component: membrane; endoplasmic reticulum.